AUGAGCACUAUCACCGAAACCGCGACCGAGGUCUUCGAACUUCAAGUACCGUCAAAAGCAGCACCUCGCGACCCAUCUCUCCAGUAUUCCCAGACCUCCCAGCGACAGUCUGAUCGAAGCCAACAUGCCUCUGAUGUCGAGUCUUCCUUCGUUCUUCAGCCAACAUCAGCUUUCAAUGUCCGCAUCUUCCUGACCAUCUUCACCCCUGCUUUGGUGGGCUUCAUCGCCUCUUUCACAAAUGGCACCAUGACCAUCGGUUUGCCCGUUAUCGCCCGCUCUGUCGCCCUAGAGCGAUCCCUCUAUCUCUGGCCUUCUUCCGUCUACGGUCUAACAUCUGGUGCCGCCCUUCUUAUCGCCGGCUCGAUCGCAGACAUCGUCGGUGCGCGGUCUGUCGAGCUCGUGGGCAUCACCUUGCUUGGCCUGUUCACGCUCCUCUGUGGCUUUGCUCAGACUGGUUCCCAGCUUGUGGCCUUCAGGGCGUUGCAGGGUGCCGCGCUGGCUCUGCAUUUACCUGCUUCUGUUGCUAUCAUCGCUGCAGCUGUACCAAGUGGACGAGCCAGGAAUUUGGGGUUUGCGUGUCUUGGAUUCAGUCAGCCACUAGGGUUUGCCGUUGGUCUCGUGCUUAGCGGUGUCAUGAUUGAAAGAGCGGGAUGGCGGUCUGGUUUCUAUCUUGCGGGAGGAUGUACAUUGGCUGUUGCUGUUGCUGCGCUGUGGACAUUACCUAAAUUGAAGUCACAGAACCAAGGCGAAGUCAUUGCGCUUUGGAGAAAAGUGGGUAGGGAGAUUGAUUGGGUUGGUGGCAUCAUAUCCAGUGGCGGGUUGGCUAUCCUGGCCUAUGUUCUGGCCAUCCUGAGCGCAGAUCUUACAAGCAUCCGCUCAGCAGAAACAGCAUCCCUCCUCACUGUCAGCGUCAUCCUCCUUCUCGCUUUCCCAGCGUGGAUGCACUACCGUGAGCGCAUAGGAAAGCCUGCUCUCGUACCCAACAAAUUGUGGAAGAACCACCUUUUUACUAGCACGUGCAUCAUGGUCACUUUGUCUUCCGGCGUCAUGAACAGCAUUGAACUAUUCUCGAGUCUCUACUUCCAAGAAGUCAAACAUGCCUCCGCACUAACGACUUCCCUCUACCUCCUUCCAAACCUCGCAACUGGAAUCUUCAUCAACAUCGUCGUCGGCGUAUUCGUGCACCGCAUACCCGCACGUUGGCUCGUCGCAGGUUCAGCCUUGAUCUGCGCCCUCUCGCCCCUGCUCAUGGCGCUCGUUCCGCCGGCAUGGAGCUACUGGAAACUAGCCUUCUGGGCACAAGUCUUCGCUCCGUUCAGCGCGGACGUUCUCUUUACCGUUGGCCUCAUCAUCGUCAGCGACAGUUUCCCCGAGGAGACGCAGGCUCUCGCCGGCGCUAUUUUCAACACUGUUGGGCAGUUUGGCAUGAGUAUCGGUAUGGGGAGCUGCCAGGUCGUUGCACUUGGCAUACAGGACAAAGAGGGAGGCAGUGCGUCGAGUGCUGGACAUGGAGGCGAUGCUGGCGGUGCAUUCGAGGAGCAGAAUUCGAUUGCUUUGCUCAAGGGAUAUCGGGCUAGCUACUGGCUGAUGUUUGCCUACAUGAUUGUUUGCGGUUUCAUCGCUGUGAUUGGACUUCGCAAGGCAGGAAAGGUGGGUCUGAAGAGGGAGUAG
Molecule: messenger RNA, 1671 nt
Organism: Cucurbitaria berberidis CBS 394.84
Lineage: Eukaryota; Fungi; Ascomycota; Dothideomycetes; Pleosporales; Cucurbitariaceae
Product: MFS general substrate transporter
Exons: 3
Coding region: 1-1671 (556 amino acids)
Biological process (GO): transmembrane transport
Cellular component (GO): membrane
Molecular function (GO): transmembrane transporter activity
Source: RefSeq, a predicted model, not a curated record